AUGGCGUCCUCUCUGACUGCCGCAUAUCCAUGGACCACCUCUCCACUCAUCAGCUGCGCUCCGAUGCGCCUGAUAGCCAAUGCAUCUCUUGCAACCGCAGUUUCUAUAGCUGGCGGUCUCGGCUUCAUAGGUGCAGGCAGUGACAUCAGCACCCUAUCCUCCGAACUCUCCAAGAGUCGUGACAUUCUAAACAAAGCCAAAGUGUCUACAAACACCGGUGUUCUACCUGUAGGCGUUGGCUUCCUCAUCUGGGGCGCUCCACUGGCAGACACCUUGGCCAUCCUCAGUAAACCUGAGAACAUUCCUGCUGCAGUAUGGCUCUUUGCUCCAAGACAUCCAAACCAACUUAAAGACUGGGCAGACGGUGUACGCAAGGCUUCGAGCAACAAGACAAAGAUCUGGAUUCAAGUGACCAGCGUCCGUGAAGCUCUGGAAGCUACCAAGUUCGCAAGCCCUGAUGUCUUGGUGGUUCAAGGUACUGACGCUGGAGGCCAUGGCGCAGCUCAAGGUGCCGGCAUUAUUUCCCUGGUACCUGAGACCAUCGAUGCUGUGACAGACUACUGCAAUUCCUCUUCAUCUACACCAUUGCCGUUUUUCGUGGCGGCCGGCGGGAUCAGCGAAGGAAGAGGUGCAGCAGCCGCGAUCUGUCUGGGUGCCCAAGGUAUCUGUUUGGGAACCCGAUAUCUUGCGGCGAAUGAGGCGACCAUUGCCUCCGGAUACCGAGAUGCCGUGCUUCGUGCUUCUGAUGGAGGAAGCACUACAAUCCGCUCAUCAGUUUAUGACCAGCUCCGCGGUACCACAGAAUGGCCCACUGGCUACGGAGGCCGCGGCGUGUUGAACGCUAGUUAUAGAGACCACGAGGCCGGCUUGAGCUUCGAAGAUAACAAAAAGCUGUAUGACGAGGCAGUGGCAUCAGGAGACAAAGGUUGGGAGGGCGAUAAGGCAAGGUUGACCACUUAUGCAGGCACAGGAAUUGGUCUUGUCAAGUCAGUCAUGAGCGCGGAGGCCAUCACACGAGAGGUGCGGAAUGAUGCUUCUAAGAUUUUGUCAGGUGCUCCAGUAUCUAGACUAUGA
This is a messenger RNA of Aureobasidium melanogenum CBS 110374, 1074 nucleotides long. Its product is annotated as inosine monophosphate dehydrogenase. The record is from RefSeq and is a predicted model, not a curated record. The coding region runs from base 1 to 1074 and encodes 357 amino acids. The transcript has a single exon. NCBI's taxonomy places the organism in Eukaryota, Fungi, Ascomycota, Dothideomycetes, Dothideales, Saccotheciaceae. Gene Ontology annotation, molecular function: nitronate monooxygenase activity.